UUAGCAAUCCAAUGCCUCCGAAAUUCUCACCCGAAGAGGCAUGGAAUAGACUUCUUCAAGCUGAUAUUGGAAAAGACAUGGAGGAAUUUAAAGAAGCGUUUGAAGAAUACGCCAAAGCAUCUCCAAAAGAAACAUUCCAGUCGAUCGAAAAAAAACUACGAAAUUCAGGUUGUAAUGGAAGAAUAAUUGCGUUGAAACGCGAAGGAAUUCCGUUGACGCAAUGCUUAGUUGAUUUGCAAGGAAACACCAAUAAAAAAUAUUUGGCCCAAUUAAUCACGAGUCCAGAUCGGUUAUCACGAGCUUCUGGAAAAGCCAGUUCAGAAAAUGAGAAUUUUCAAUGGCUCGCAGAUGCAGGAUUUCUCACUCAUGAUCCAACUCCUGUUUGCUUUAACUGUAAGCAUAAAGGUCAUAAUACGAAAGAUUGUCCAGAACCAAAGCAUGAAAAUGAGCGAAAUAUGCCUUUAGCAUGCCAGCAUUGCGGAGCUACCGAUCACAUAACGAAAUUAUGCAAAAGCGACGAACGUCGAGAUCAUUAUGCGGAAAUUCGCGAUCGAAGCCUUGGUGGUAAUGAUGGAAGUUAUAAAUAUGGAUCAAGUAACAAUAUGGUCCGUGAUUAUAACUCUGAUAGUGUUGGAUUAGAGGGCAAUGAUGACCGUCGAAGUUUCCGUAGGAGUCAAACAUGUCAUAAUUGUAAUCGUGAAGGGCACAUAUCCCGUGACUGUCCAGAAUCUAAAAAAGAUGAUCGAAGGUGCUUUAAAUGUGGAAAGACGGGACAUUUUGAAAGAGAUUGUAAUAUUGUUGAUAAUUCAUCAUCAUGGAAAAAUUCUUCAUCUAUCCAAUCAGUCCAAUCGAAUUCACAGGAUUAUAAUUUCAGAGAAAGUGCCCGUAAUAAAGAUACUGACUAUCAUUCACCCAUGAGAAACACGCAAGAUAAAAAUAAUGACGUAUUGAUUGAUUAUGACAGUAAUAAAUCAACGAGUUUGGAAGCCAAAGACGAAGUUAACAAGUCAGCUUCGGAAUUGAACAAUAAAAAGCAAGAUAGUGAUGUGAAUAAAGUAAACAAUGAUGAUGUUAGUUCAUGGUUAAUCACGCAAAAACAAAACGAUAACGGAGCAGAUGAUCCAUGGGAACGAGCUAAAAAGGAUGCUACUGCAAGUUGGGGGGGAACUCAACCUAACGUCACCACUGGUGCACAGGUUUACACUUGGGAAAAUCCAAUGAAUUCCGACAAUUUGACGAAGAACAAUAUGCAAAGCAAAAGUGAUGGCACGAUAUGUAGUAGUAAUAAUGACAAUCUCUCAAAGGAUACUUAUAAUAAAGAUUAUAAUACCUGGAAUAAAAACGAUAAUGUUCCUACAGUUUCAAAGGAUACGAACAAUAAAAGUUACGGAACAGCUAUGAGUAGAAAUGGUAGCAAUGCAACACGGGGAUCUCAAGAAAGAACUACUAAUGACGCUCGCCCGAAAUGGGACGCUCAAGAAAAAGGAUUCACUUUUGAUGCACCUAAAGAAAGGACUACAAACGACACUCGCCCGAAAUGGGAUACACAAGAAAAAGGAUCCACUUUUAGUUCUUCAAAAGUUGAUGCACCAUGGGGAUCUCAAGAAAGAACUACAAAUGACACUCGCCCGAAAUGGGAUACACAAGAAAAAGAAUCCACUUCAAAAGUUAAUGCACCAUGGGGAUCUCAAGAAAGAACUACUAAUGAUGCUCUUCCGAGAUGGGAUACGCAAGAAAAAGGACCCACUUAUAGUUCUUCGAAAUUCGAUCCUUAUGAAAAAGGAUUCAAUAAUGAACCUUCAAAAUUUGAUGCGCAUGAUCAAUCCAGUCUUACAGAGACUAACAACAGAGCUGGCAUUAGAUCUGCUUCCAGAGAAGUUGAAGAGCGAGGCCCCAAUAAUUUGGAACGUAAUAAUAAUAUACAACAUAAUCAAGCAAGAAAUGAAAGUGAUCAGAAAGAUUCUUGGAAUAAAAAGGACAAUAUAAAUGAAAAUGAUCAAGAUGAAUGGAGUAAGGAGAGUGAACAAGCUCGUUCUACUUGGGGACCUAAUAUAUACAAACCUUCAGUAUAUUCAUGGGGUGAUCAAGAGCAAGCGGUAGAUAAAAAUUCAUUCAAUAAAGAUAUUGAAAAUUCGUCUAAUCGUGGUGCGCAUAAUAGCCCUCAUCGAUCAGUAGCUCAUAGCAAUGAGUCUCGAGGACAAAGUCGAAGCAGAUAUGGGGAUAAUAAUCGAGAAAUCCCACGUGAUGGUGGUAGACAUGAAUUCGGUCGUAAUAAUGAUCGUGAUGCUAAUAAUUGGAAAAAUGAUCAUGAAACUGGCUUCAGAAAUAAUGACCGAGGGGCUAACUGGAAUCGAGAGGCAAAUUGGAAAAAUGAUUCAGAAACUAAGACAAGUAAUAACUGGGGAAAUAACUAUGAUCGAGAAACUAAUAAUAACCGGAGAAAUAAUAACAAUCGGGAUAAUAAUAGCUGGAGAAAUAAUAAUGAUCGAGAUACUAGUAAUAGCUGGAGAUAUAAUGAUCGAGAUACUAAUAAUAACAGGAGAAAUUAUGAUCGAGAUACUUCUUAUAAUAAUCGAGAUACUUACAAUAAUCGAGAUACUUAUAAUAAUCGAGAUGCUUAUAAUAAUCGGAGAGGUGAUCGAAGAAAUAGUGGUCGAGAUGCUAAUUGGCAAAAUAAUCGAGGGAAUAAUUUUAGAAAUGAGCCUAGUUGGAAAAAUGAUGGAGAGUAUAAUGAACGAGAUAGAUGGAGAGGUGAUGACCGGGAGAACAAUUUCAGAAAUGGUCAGGAGACUAAUUGGCGAAAUAAUGAUUAUAGGGAUGAUGUACGGGGCAGAAGUAGUCAGCCUGAUAAUUUUUUGAGAAAGAGUGGUAGUGAUAAGUCCGACAGUCCAUACGACUCGCGAAGAUUUAAUAAUCAAAAUUUUAAUUCAAGAUACAAUCAAGCUCCACAAAAUAAUGAUCCUAAUCAACAAGGAUGGGCAGCAACUAAUGAUUUGGGUGCAACACCGUGGUGGUAA
Messenger RNA from Dentiscutata heterogama, 3017 nucleotides. The record is from the annotation of a GenBank genome assembly. Lineage: Eukaryota; Fungi; Glomeromycota; Glomeromycetes; Diversisporales; Gigasporaceae.